GUGCGUACUAAACUUUACGUCAAUUGCACUGUGGGAACAAAACGUGACUUCUAAAAUGCAUUAAUAAACACCAAUAAACAUACACUUUCUGUCUACGAACUCACUGAUUGGUUGAUUCGGUGCAUCCAAAUUUUAGAUUUAGAUACAAGAACUCCUACACAUUAUACAUUGAUAAAGGACAUUUUAAUAAUAGUUACAAAAUUUAUAAAUUAUAUCUAAAAUCAUAUUUCAUUAAUUUUCUAAUUAUAUAUAUAUAUUGUACGAACUUAAAUAACGUUUGUUAACAUCCAUCGUGUAUUUGAAGAAUUCAUUAUAACAAACGAUUAUUACUACGAGGGAUACUUCAAUGACCAAAGAUAAAAAGUUGUUCCUGCAUGAAGUGCACUGUGUGUCUACAAUCUCUUCCCGAUAAAAUUGCACAAUAUUUUUUAAUUAAUUUGCUGUAUUGUAUAAAGCAUAAGACGUAAAUGGCUGCUUAUAUCAAUCGUACAAUAUCUAUGAUUGGGGGAGAAAAUCAACUUCGAUCUACUGAUAUUAGAACUGAUCAUUCUCCUCUACAGAUUUUCGUUAAAGCUAAGAAGAAAAUAAACGACAUAUUUAUUGAAGUAGAUGACUAUGUCCAAGAAACGGUUGGAUUUAUGGAAUCAUUGCAAAAUGAUCGAAAGAUCGUUAAUGCAGAAGAAGUUUCUCGAGUCCAAAGUUAUAUUGAUAAAGUUCGUGCGAUAAGAGAUGUUCUUAAAAGAGAUCACAUGAAAGUUGCAUUUUUUGGAAGAACGAGUAAUGGAAAAAGUACAGUCAUAAAUGCAAUGUUACGAGAUAAGAUUCUACCCAGUGGAAUAGGACACACAACAAAUUGCUUUUUACAAGUUGAAGGAGCUGAAAAUGGAGAAGCUUAUCUUAUUACCGAAGGGUCUACAGAAAAACAACCGGUACAAUCGGUUGGACAAUUGGGUCAUGCUCUCUGUAAAGAAAAAUUAUGCGAAAGUCAUUUGGUUAGAAUAUUUUGGCCGAAAGAAAAAUGUCUUCUAUUGAGAGAUGAUGUAGUCUUCGUUGAUAGUCCUGGAGUCGAUGUUACACCUAAUUUAGAUGAAUGGAUCGAUAAACAUUGUUUGGAUGCGGAUGUGUUUGUUUUGGUUGCAAAUGCUGAGUCCACUUUAAUGGUUACUGAGAAAAAUUUUUUCCACAAAGUAUCGACUAAGUUAUCAAAACCAAAUAUAUUUAUUUUAAACAAUCGAUGGGAUGCAUCUGCUUCCGAACCAGAAUUCUUCGAUCAGCUGGUCAAAGAACAAAAAGAGGUAAGAGCUCAACAUCAAGAACGCGCUGUGGACUUUUUAUCAAAAGAGUUAAAGGUUUAUACUCCCAAAGAUGCUGAAGAACGUGUAUUUUUUAUUUCUGCUAAAGAAACACUUCAAGCUCGUAUGCAAGAACAACGUGGUCAACCUGCUCAUAAUGGUGCAUUAGCAGAAGGUUUUCAAAAUCGGUAUUUUGAAUUCCAAGAUUUCGAAAGAAAAUUUGAAGAAUGUAUAUCGAAGUCCGCUGUUAAAACUAAAUUCGAACAACAUUCUCAACGCGGUAAACACAUAGCAACGGAAAUUCGACAAACUUUAGAUGAAAUAUUGGAAAAAACACAAAAGAUGAAAAGUGAACAAUUAAAUAUUAAAAAGGAAGUUCACGAUAAAUUAAAUUUCACCGAACAACAAUUAAUAUUAUUGACGCAAGAAAUGAAAGAUAAAAUUCAUCAUAUGGUAGAAGAUGUUGAACAGAAAGUAUCCAAGGCUUUGAAUGAAGAAAUUCGUAGAUUAGCUGUGCUCGUUGAUGAAUUUAGUGUUCCAUUUCAUUCAGAAGCACUGGUAUUGAACGUAUAUAAACGUGAAUUGCAUACACACGUGGAACAUGGUUUAGGUUCCAAUUUAAGAGCACGCUUGAGUACAGCUUUAGCAUUAAAUAUGGAAAAUUCGCAGCGUGAAAUGACCGAAAGAAUGGCAGGUUUAUUAGCAGAUAAUAAGAAACAAGUUUCUUUAAAUAUUUUACCCAGACGAGCACCAUUCGAAAUCCUUUAUAGAUUAAAUUGCGAUAAUCUAUGCGCUGAUUUCCACGAGGAUUUAGAAUUCAGAUUUUCAUGGGGUUUAACAUCUAUUAUCAAUAGAUUUGCUGGAAAAAAUAGUCAAAAACUAGCUAUCUCUAAUUAUCCACAAGAGAUUCCACCUUCUAUAACGUCGCCAACAGAUAGCAUUGAUUCUAUUAAAUUUAUAUCAAAUACACCAAACUUUUCGACAAAUACAGACGAUUGGUCAUUAGCUACACGAGUAGCUAUAGCUUCGAUAACAUCACAAGGCACAAUGGGUGGUCUCAUAAUUGCUGGAUUUAUGUUGAAAACAAUUGGAUGGAGACUUAUCGCUGUGACUGGUGCAAUUUAUGGUGCUUUGUAUCUUUAUGAACGAUUAACAUGGACUAAUAAAGCAAAAGAAGCUGAAUUUAAACGACAAUACGUCGCACAUGCUACAAAGAAAUUAAGAUUGAUCGUCGAUCUCACAUCUGCUAAUUGUAGUCAUCAAGUACAACAGGAGCUUUCUGGUACAUUUGCACGUCUAUGUCAAUUAGUGGAUGAAACAACAACCGAAAUGGAUGCCGAGCUCAAAACUAUCGCCAAUACCAUUCGAAUUCUAGAAGAAUCCUCAUCCAAAGCUAAAGUCUUACGAAAUAAGGCUAAUUAUUUAGCCAACGAAUUAGAUUUAUUUAAUGUCGCUUAUUUAAAAUCUCUAAAUUGAACACAUAGAGAUAACGAAUUAUGUAUUUUAACGUUUAGUUCGUCGUAGAAAUAUUGUGUUACAUAUUUUUUUAGAAUUCAUAUAGGUAUAAACAAUUUUUAAUGUUGUUCCUAAUUUCAAACGAUUGUGACUAAAAGUUAUAUUCUUUGAAGUGAACAAACACAUAUAGAAAUAAUUCAAUUUAAAUUAUGAUGCUUUAGAUCUUUACAAUAACUUAUAACAAAUAAUUCAGAUUUUUCUUUAGAUACAAAUGAAAACGAUGAAACGCUUCUUAUCUUUAUAAAUAUUUAAAGCGGGUAGCUGUAAUAUGUUUAAGAUUUAUUUUAUUGUUAGUCUAAUUAAUUAUCUUUGUACAUUUUGCGAUGUGCAACGAUUAUUUUAUCUAUACAAUAUUAAUAUACGUUUACAUAUAUAAU
Messenger RNA from Polistes canadensis, 3184 nucleotides. It is a transcript of the gene Marf, whose product is annotated as transmembrane GTPase Marf. The transcript is spliced from 14 exons. The coding region runs from base 468 to 2768 and encodes 766 amino acids. The record is from RefSeq and is a predicted model, not a curated record. Gene Ontology annotation, cellular component: mitochondrial outer membrane. Gene Ontology annotation, molecular function: GTPase activity; GTP binding. Gene Ontology annotation, biological process: mitochondrial fusion; mitochondrion localization. Lineage: Eukaryota; Metazoa; Arthropoda; Insecta; Hymenoptera; Vespidae.